UCCCUGGAAGGAAUGUGUAAGGAUUUGCCCGUGAGAGCGGCAAGCAGGCUUUUCUCUGGCUCUCUUUUCACAAAGGACGUGGCCUGUCCUAGUCUGUUUUGUGGCUCUGUGUUUGCUAGUGGUUCCUCUUUCAAUUCUUUCACCUGUUGUAAGCUCCAGCAGGCUUUCACCGGAAGCCCCGAGACUCGCGCAAACUUAGCUCGGCAGAGCGCAAAGGCGGCGACAGCGCGCCACACUCACCCUCGCGCGCUCGGCUACCACGGCGACCCGAUGACCUCGUCAGAGCCCAGCAUUUGUGGGGGACUGAUGGAGAGAUAUGUGGCUGCCAUGGUGCUGAGUGCAGCUGGAGAUGCCUUGGGGUACUUUAAUGGGAAGUGGGAGUUCCUCCGGGAUGGAGAGAAGAUACACAGACAGCUGGCCCAGUUGGGUGGCUUGGACGCCCUGGAUGUGGGAAGAUGGAGAGUGAGUGAUGACACCGUGAUGCACCUGGCUACAGCGGAAGCCCUCCUGGAAGCCGGGGAACCCCAAGACUUGGCUCAGCUGUAUUCCCUCCUUGCUAAACAUUACCAAGACUGCAUGGAAGACAUGGACGGCCGGGCACCAGGUGGCGCCUCGAUGCAGAACGCCAUGAUGCUGAGGCCAAAUGAGGCUGAUGGCUGGAGGAUUCCCUUCAAUGGCCAUGAGGGUGGCUGUGGAGCUGCCAUGCGGGCCAUGUGCAUCGGUCUCAGGUUCCCACACCCCAGCCAGCUGGGCACACUGAUUCAAGUGAGCAUUGAGAGUGGUCGAAUGACCCACCACCACCCCACAGGCUACCUGGGGGCCCUGGUGUCUGCUCUUUUUACAGCCUAUGCUGUGAAUGGCAAACCACCUAGGCAGUGGGGAAAAGGACUGAUAGAGCUGCUACCAGAGGCUAAGAAGUACAUUGUCCAAUCGGGCUACUUUGUGGAGGAAAAUCUUCAACACUGGUCCUACUUCCAAAACCAAUGGGAAAAGUACCUAAAACUUCGAGGGAUUUCGGAUGGCCAAUCAGCCCCCACCUUCCCCGAGCCCUUCGAUGUGAAGGAGAGGGAUCAAUUCUACACAUCUCUGAGCUACUCAGGCUGGGGUGGCAGCAGUGGGCAUGAUGCCCCCAUGAUUGCCUAUGACGCCAUCCUUGCUGUAGGAGACUCCUGGAAGGAGCUUGCCCACCGAGCCUUUUUUCAUGGGGGAGACAGUGAUUCUACAGCUGCCAUUGCUGGCUGCUGGUGGGGAGUUAUGUAUGGUUUUAAAGGCGUGAGUCCCUCCAACUAUGAGAAACUGGAGUACAGAAACCGGCUGGAAGAGACAGCUAGGGCUCUGUAUUCUCUUGGUCAAAGGAAGUCACUGUAAUUACCUUUUUAGGGCCAUGUCAUAUUCUUUUCUAGUGGUUUCUUCUUUUGAGUGUUCUUUUUUUUUUUUUUGUAGAGACAGAGUCUCACUUUAUCACCCUCGGUAGAGUGCCGUGGCGUCACACAGCUCACAGCAACCUGCAACUCCUGGGCUUAGGCAAUUCUCUUGCCUCAGCCUCGUGAGUAGCUGGGACUACAGGAGCCUGCCGCAACAUCUGGCUAAUUUUUUGUUGCAGUUUGGCCAGGGCUGGGUUUGAACCCACCACCCUCAGUAUAUGGGGCUGGCGCCCUACCCACUGAGCCACAGGCACUGCUCUUUGUUCUCUUUGUUUUCACCAAAGACUCUUAACCUUGUACUCAGGAAUUUUGAGAUAACAAGUCCCUUAGCCACCUUAAGCUCAGUCUUUUCAGACUCACACUGUUCCCCCUAAUCUGUCCUCUUCUUAUAUUGAAGACUCUUAUCUCAGUUGAUGGGGUCAAUGUCUCUCAAGAUAGAAAUCCCAAAACCUCAUAUGUGAGUCUUCAGUUUCAUUGUGUAAUUGUUCUAAAGUUUCUUUCUGUUUGUCUUUAGGUUUCAAGUGUGGGGGACCUCUGGCCGUAAAGCCACAUAUGUCAUUCUAGGUCCUUAAGUGUGACCUUUUGACUUAAUCCAGAUUUUACAGAACAAAUUUUUUUUUUUUUUUUCGAGACAGAGUCUCACUUUGUCGCCUCUGGUAGAGUGCUGUGGCAUCAUAGCUCACAGCAACCUCAGACUCCUAUGCUCAAGUGAUCCUCUUGCCUCAGCCUCCCCAGUAGCUGGGAUUACAGGUGCCUGCCACGACUCCCAGCUAUUUUUAGAGGUGGGGUCCUUGCCAUAGCUCAGACUGGUCUCAAACUCAGGCAAUCCACCUGCCUUGGCCUCCCAGAGUGCUGGGAUUACAGGUGUGAGCAACCAUACCCAACCAGAGCAAAUCUUCUUAUUAAAAAGAGUGUAGCAGAGAAAGAUGAAGCUUUCCUUGCCUCCUUUGGUGCUUAAGAAAAACAAUCUUGAAAUCAGAAGGCUGCAGGUUCCCCACCCUUGGUGAGUUCUUUCACAAAAUAAACUUUGAGACAGAAUUUGAGUGCCAGUAGUUUAUCUGGGAGAUGGUUCCAGGGACUACAUGUAGGAGAAUGGAGAAGUAAGACCAAGAAGGGAAGGGAGCUGGUCUAGGGUGUGUUAGUGAGCAGGUUUCCACUGUGGGCAUUUGGGGCUUAGUCUAUCUGGGUCCUCUGCUUAAGGCAUUUCUCAAAUUAGUCCCACCAGAAGGGCAAGCAAACCAACUUCCAGGUUGAGGACCACUCCCAGGGAUACUAACUCUAGGCUUGUCUUUUGUGCAAGCCCAACCCAACUGUUUUCAGGUAAAGACUUAGAGAUGCUUGCAGAAGCAAUGUGUAAGGUGCAUGGGAGCAGUGACGGGUGUCUGUGGAGUCCUAACAGCAUCUACUAGAUUCUUCUACCUUGUAAAUAUAUAUAUAUAUAUUUUUUUUUUAAUUUGGCCGGGGCUGGGUUUGA
Molecule: messenger RNA, 2898 nt
Organism: Nycticebus coucang (slow loris)
Lineage: Eukaryota; Metazoa; Chordata; Mammalia; Primates; Lorisidae
Gene: ADPRH
Product: ADP-ribosylarginine hydrolase
Exons: 4
Coding region: 13-1368 (451 amino acids)
Source: RefSeq, a predicted model, not a curated record